Molecule: messenger RNA, 3654 nt
Organism: Drosophila takahashii
Lineage: Eukaryota; Metazoa; Arthropoda; Insecta; Diptera; Drosophilidae
Gene: wrd
Product: Protein phosphatase regulatory B subunit well-rounded
Biological process (GO): signal transduction; protein dephosphorylation
Cellular component (GO): cytosol; protein phosphatase type 2A complex; nucleus
Molecular function (GO): protein phosphatase activator activity
Source: RefSeq, a predicted model, not a curated record
GUCGAAGCAACAAAAAGAAACCGUUUUCAAGACCGUGCGUGCAACAUCGAGUUCCCCAAAAACUUGAAUAUUAGUUGAAAAUAUUUGUUCCCCUAGUUAAUUGCUCUCCUCUCCAUUUCCCUGAUUUCCCCCCCUUCAAAUCAUUCUAUAGUUUCAUGCUUAGCGUGCCCAAAUUGAGUUUCUAGUGUAGUGUUUCUCAUGUGUUUGUUGUUGGUCGGCGGGGGCGGCUGAAAAUAAAAAAAAUAGAGGAAAAGAAAAGAAAAGAAAAGAAAGGCGUUUCGAAAGGAGAUUCAAACCGAGUGCCAUUUGUACCAAGUGCCGGCACUAAUGAGAUGGUCUUCGGUGCUAUGCUGCUGACGGGCAACGGGCUCAAAGGUCCCAAACAGCAGCAACAUCAGCAGGAGCAGCAGCAACAGCAACAGGAGCAACAGCAGCAGCAGCCACAGGAGCAAUCGAAACCGGCUGCCAUUAGAUCCUCCAGCAAGGAACAGGAUCCGCAGCCCAUUGCCGCCGGGUAUUAUGCCCUUGGCAUACGUAUACCCAAGUCGCCAUCGUUUCACAGUGGCCUAGAUCAGCUGGCCGACGACGAGUUGGAGGAUCAGGAUCAGCAGGAGGGUCAGGAGCAACAGCAGCAGCAACAGGCCGGCAGCAGAUUCAAGUUUACCAGCGUGGAGGAGCUGAAGGCCAAGUUCGAGGGGCGGAAAACGCCCCUCUCGCCGCCCGAGGCAGCAGGAGCAGCAGGCGGAUCAGGAGCUGCCACCACAUCCUCCUCACCCUCAUCCUCGUCCACCAGCUCCAAUUCCUCGGCCUCGGCCCUCUCCUCGCUCUCCCAGGCGGCCUCAUCCUCGCUAGCCUCGGCGGCGGCCAACUCCUCGGCCUCCUCCUCGGCGGCCACGUACGGUGGUGGUGCUAAUUCCGCGGCAGCUGCUCUGAUUGCCUCCUCGCCAUUUGGAUCGCAGUCCUCCACUUCCUCGUUGUCGCUAUCCUCGAAUGCCGGCAUGUCGAAGAACACGGCAGGAGCAGGAUCGGGAGCAGGAUUGGGUAGCUCGACGACAUCUGGCCCAACUGCAUCUAGUGGCAGCUCGCUUGUGUCCACUUUGGCUCAGCACUUCUCGGCGGCCACAUCCGCCGCAGCUUCGGCGGCAGCCGCUGCAGCCUCCUCCGCCUCGGCGGCGUCCUCCUCAUCAGCUUCCUCAUCCACCGCCGCCAACAACGCAGCCAGCUCCAUCGCCGCCAGCAAGUCACCUGUGAGCGCGGCCGCGGCCAUUAAGAACAUACUGAAUGCCACCAAGAGUGUGGGCACCAGUGCUGCGGCGGCGGCAGCAGCGGCGGCCACCUCCUCCUCCUCAUCAAUCUCAUCAUCCUCAUCCUCCGCGCCGUCAUCGGUGGUACAGGUGCCUUCGUCCCCCGCCGCCGCCGUCGUUGCCAUUUCCACAAUCAGCGAUGUGCCCGCAGAGGAGCUGCGUCCGACGGUGGCCCAGAAUCUGGUGGGCGGCAUUAGCAUCUCACUGGGAAUUGGCCAGCGCAAUGGCGGUGGUGCCGCCGCCGCACCAGCAGCGACAUCGAGCGCCACCCUGGUGGUGACCACAUCGAGCCUGAGCAUCCGGCAGAACGGUGACAUACUCCCGGGUCAUCCAGGAGGUCAUCCGGCGGCGGGUCUCCAGGCAUCGCCCCAGACGCUGCAACAGCUGACGGGCAGUCCAGGAAGGGCUCGCGACCGGAAUCUGUUCUACUCGCCACCCACCGCUUCGGUUGCCAUGGCGCUGCCUGCACUGCGAGAAACGGCCGCCAGUGAACGGGAGGAGCUGUUCAUACAGAAGAUCCGACAAUGCUGCACACUAUUCGACUUCUCGGAGCCGCUGAGCGACCUCAAAUGGAAGGAGGUGAAGCGUGCGGCCCUGCACGAAAUGGUCGAUUUCCUCACCAACCAAAAUGGCAUAAUCACCGAAAUAAUUUACCCGGAGGCGAUCAAUAUGUUUGCUGUCAACCUUUUCCGAACGCUGCCGCCAUCCUCUAAUCCGAAUGGCGCCGAAUUCGAUCCGGAGGAGGAUGAGCCCACGCUGGAGUCUUCGUGGCCGCAUCUACAGCUUGUCUACGAGCUGUUCUUGCGCUUCUUGGAGUCACCCGAUUUUCAACCAAACAUGGCUAAACGUUUUAUCGACCAUCAAUUUGUAUUACAACUAUUGGAUUUAUUCGAUUCGGAGGAUCCGCGAGAACGUGAUUUCCUAAAGACUGUUUUACAUCGCAUCUAUGGAAAAUUUUUGGGCUUGAGAGCAUUUAUUAGGAAGCAGAUCAACAAUGUCUUUUACAGAUUUAUUUAUGAAACGGAGCAUCAUAAUGGCAUAGCCGAAUUGUUGGAAAUCCUGGGCAGCAUUAUUAAUGGCUUUGCUCUACCGCUUAAAGAGGAGCAUAAACAAUUUUUACUUAAGGUAUUGCUGCCAUUGCACAAAGCCAAGAGCCUCUCGGUCUACCAUCCGCAGCUGACCUACUGUGUGGUGCAGUUCCUGGAGAAGGAUCCUAGUUUAUCCGAGGCGGUCAUCAAAAGUCUGCUUAAGUUUUGGCCGAAGACGCACAGUCCCAAGGAGGUGAUGUUUUUGAACGAGCUGGAGGAGCUCUUGGACGUUAUCGAGCCGGCCGAAUUCCAGAAGGUGAUGGUGCCGCUCUUCCGCCAGAUAGCCAAGUGCGUCUCCUCGCCGCAUUUCCAGGUGGCCGAGCGGGCGUUGUACUAUUGGAACAACGAGUACAUUAUGUCGCUGAUAGCGGACAACUCGGCGGUGAUAUUACCCAUCAUGUUUCCAGCGCUUAACCGCAACUCAAAGACGCACUGGAACAAGACCAUCCAUGGUCUAAUCUACAAUGCGCUCAAGCUGUUCAUGGAGAUGGAUCAGCGGCUUUUCGAUGAGUGCAGCAAGAACUACAAACAGGAGAAGCAAAUGGAGCGCGAGAAGCUGUCGCAAAGGGAGGAGCUCUGGCAGCAGGUGGAGAGCUUGGCCAAGACCAACCCGGAAUGGACGAAGGCGGCCCGCUUUAACGACUGCCUGCCGCCCAGCGACAGCCGCGCGCUGUACGAUCAAUAUAGCGAGAACAGCGAUCUAGGCUACGAUCAGAGCGAGCAGAAGGCGCGCCAGCCGCCGCCUCCGCUGCCGCCACAGAAACAGGCGCUCCAGGAGCCCCGAGAGAUUCGGGGCGAGCGGAACAAGGACAAGCCGCUGCUGCGCCGCAAAUCGGACCUGCCGUCGGAUAGUGGAACCGUUAAGGCGCUCAUCGAGCACAAGCGAACGGAUGAGUACCUCACCACACCGCCGCCGGAUGGAAGUAACUACUAGAAAACCCCCGGUCAGCCGACGCCACCAUUAUUAUACCUUUAAAGCCCGAGGCUUUGGGGAAAUAGUCCAGAAAAUACCCAACCACACACACUCCAAACUUAGGCCAGAAAGCAUAUAUUAUAAACAACACGCCCAGAGGAUGAGGAUAGUAGCAGAACAGCACAGCUAGAUCAAACAAUUUAAAAACGAUGCCUCGGUGUCAUCGCAUUUGCAUUUUGGGGCUUAGAAUGCAACACAAUUUCUUUAUAAAUAAAACAUAUAAACAUACAAAUACCUAUCUAUAAUGAAAAUGCAUAGUACCAAUAAAUAUCGAAAAUCCUAAACGAGA